Molecule: messenger RNA, 447 nt
Organism: Dicrocoelium dendriticum
Lineage: Eukaryota; Metazoa; Platyhelminthes; Trematoda; Plagiorchiida; Dicrocoeliidae
Source: the annotation of a GenBank genome assembly
AUGAAGGUCCGGUGGGCCGGUCCAGCGAAGCCGGGGGGGUUCAACGGGCGUUCACCAGCCGUGCGGCGCGCGUCCGAGGAGCCAGGUGGCAUUUACAUUCACGCGGAGCCCCCCGUCCUCCGGAGGGCCAACGCACGUGAACGAUGGGGGGGGCACGGGCGGCGACCCGGGCCCGACGCUCAACCGGAGAGGGGCCUAAACGGAGCACACCCACGGAUCAUUGACCCGGUUGACGGCGACGCCCGAGACAGGACAGCGCCCCGUACAACUCAUGGCCGGAACCCGGAACUGACGGAACGGCGCUCGGGAAAGGGAGUCGACGCCAGAACUCGCAGCCGCUAUAGGACGACCACAGGCACGAACCCACCCAGAAACGCACGGGCCGGAAAACAGGACGGGAGAGCGACCCCGCGACAACGAGAUGAGUCUGCGACGACUCGUUACUAG